GGGUCUUCCUCAGAGCCUAAGUCUGAGGAACAGUCAAAAGACGCAAAAAGGAGUGGUAUUAAUUAUCCCUCUGCUAAUGAGGACCAGGGAGUGGUUCACUCCAGCCCCGUCCGGUAGAAAUCUGAUUCCAACCACUACCCACGCAGAAAAAGUGUUUCGCCUUCCACCUCAGCCACUCUGGACUACAGCCCCCAGAAGGCAUCGGAGCUGAACCACCCGACUUGCGCAGCGGCGUUCGUUGUAAAGUGCUAUGACAACAGGGCGAAGAUGGCUUGGAGUUAGGGAGGAGUGGGGAGGUGUCCCUUCCGCCGUUGCUGUCCUUUAUCUUCUACAUCCCGCUGACUGCCUCCCUCACCAUUUCCUCCUCUUUGUGAGAAGCGGGACUUGCCGUUGUUCUGGCCUGCCUGGACUCUUCCAAGAGAUUGAUGCCGUUUUCCCCGCUUGUCUCUGGGCUUGACACAGAAAGGAUGCAGGUUUACUCCUCGUGGGUGUCACUCCAACUCUGUGGAGGUGGUGGUGCUGCCUGGUGAGGCUCUCUCUCUCUGCCUGGGACGUGGAACAGGUUGGAGCGGGGAAACGACCCUGGCGGGCAUUCUUAAAGGGAGAUCUGCAGAGAGUUGCAGGAAAGGUGGAGCAGGACCCACCUGAUUCGGCACCAGUGAACGAAAAUGUCUUUAUUUAAAGCCCGGGAUUGGUGGUCUACUGUUCUGGGAGAAAAAGAAGAAUUUGAUCAAGGCUGUUUGUGUUUGGCUGAUGUUGACAAUACUGGAAAUGGACAAGAUAAAAUAAUUGUGGGUAGCUUUAUGGGAUACCUAAGAAUCUUUAACCCCCAUCCUGUAAAAACAGGAGAUGGUGCUCAAGCUGAAGAUAUGCUUCUAGAAGUGCAUCUACGAGAUCCAAUACUACAAGUGGAAGUAGGAAAGUUUGUUUCAGGUACUGAAAUGCUUCAUUUGGCUGUGUUGCAUUCUAGAAAACUUUGUGUCUACUCUGUCUCAGGAACCUUGGGUAAUGUGGAACAUGGGAACCAAUAUCAGAUCAAAUUAAUGUAUGAACAUAAUCUUCAGAGAACAGCCUGCAAUAUGACUUAUGGAUCAUUUGGUGGUGUAAAAGGUCGAGAUUUAAUUUGUAUCCAGUCUAUGGACGGGAUGCUGAUGGUGUUUGAACAGGAAAGCUAUGCUUUUGGGAGAUUUCUCCCUGGUUCUCUUUUACCUGGGCCUCUUGCUUACAGUUCUCGUACUGAUUCCUUCAUUACUGUCUCUUCCUGUCGACAAGUGGAAAGUUACAAGUACCAGGUGCUUGCUUUUGCAACGGAUGCAGAUAAAAGACAGGAGACUGAACAACAAAAACUUGGUUCUGGAAAAAGACUUGUUGUGGAUUGGACUUUAAAUAUUGGAGAGCAAGCCCUUGAUAUAUGUAUUGUCUCUUUCAAUCAGUCAGCAUCUUCUGUUUUUGUUCUUGGUGAGAGAAACUUUUUUUGCCUUAAGGAUAACGGACAGAUUCGAUUCAUGAAGAAACUUGAUUGUAGCCCAAGUUGUUUUCUCCCAUAUUGCUCAGUUUCUGAAGGAACAAUAAAUACUUUGAUUGGAAACCAUAAUCACAUGUUACAUAUUUAUCAGGAUGUGACACUGAAGUGGGCCACUCAGCUUCCCCACAUUCCUGUAGCAGUAAGAGUGGGCUGUUUACAUGAUUUAAAGGGAGUGAUAGUCACUCUGAGUGAUGAUGGUCACUUGCAGUGUUCAUACCUGGGGACAGACCCUUCUUUUUUCCAAGCUCCAAAAGUUGAAUCUAGAGAACUACACUAUGAAGAACUUGAUAUAGAAUUGAAAGAACUUCAGAAAAUCAUCAAAGAUGUUAAUAAAUCGCAAGGUAUCUGGCCCAUGACUGAGAGAGAAGAUGACUUGAAAGUUUCUGCCAUGGUUUCUCCUAAAUUUGAUUCAGUGUCUCAAGCUGCUGAUGUUGAAGUGGGAACUGACCUUGUCCCUUCAGUCACAGUGAAGGUCACAUUGCAGAAUCGACUGGCUUUGCAAAAAGCCAAAUUAUCAGUUUAUGUGCAACCACCUUUAGUAUUGACUUGUGAUCAGUUCACCUUUGAAUUUAUGGCGCCAGAGAUGAGCAGAACAGUAGCCUUUUCUGUUUAUCUGAAAGGGAGUUAUACACCGUCUGAAUUGGAAGGAAAUGCUGUUGUUUCUUAUUCCAGACCAUCAGAUAUAAAUCCUGAUGGCAUUCCUCGGGUUAUCCAAUGUAAAUUUAGACUUCCCCUGAAACUAAUCUGUCUCCCAGGUCAGCCUUCAAAAACUGCAAGCCACAAACUAACUAUUGAUACCAACAAAUCUCCAGUCAGUCUUCUCAGUCUCUUUCCAGGCUUUGCCAAUCAGUCAGAAGACGAUCAGGUGAAUGUAAUGGGUUUUCGCUUCUUAGGAGGUUCCCGAGUUACUCUUCUUGCUUCUAAAACCUCUCAACGAUACCGCAUUCAGAGUGAACAGUUUGAAGAUCUUUGGCUCAUAACAAAUGAACUUAUUAUCCGCCUUCAAGAAUAUUUUGAAAAACAGGGAAUCAAAGAUUUUGCAUGUUCUUUUUCUGGAAGUAUGCCCCUUCAAGAAUAUUUUGAGUUGAUUGAUCAUCAUUUUGAGUUGCGGAUAAACGGUGAGAAAUUAGAAGAACUGUUAUCUGAAAGAGCUGUACAAUUUCGGGCCAUUCAACGCCGACUAUUAACAAGGUUCAAAGAUAAAACACCUGCCCCCCUCCAACACCUGGACACCUUGCUAGAUGGAACUUACAAGCAGGUAAUCGCUCUCGCAGAUGCAGUAGAGGAAAACCAAGACAGUCUGUUCCAGUCAUUCACCAGGCUGAAAAGUGCCACCCAUUUGGUGAUUCUGCUGAUUGGGCUGUGGCAGAAGCUUAGUACCGACCAGAUCGCUAUUCUGGAAGCAGCAUUUCUGCCACUGCAGCAGGACACCCAGGAAUUGGGCUGGGAAGAAACAGUGGAUGCUGCCAUUUCCCACCUCUUGAAGACUUGCCUCUCAAAGAGUUCAAAGGAGCAGGCUUUGAACCUCAGCAGCCAGCUGAACAUACCCAAAGACACAAGCCGACUAAAGAAACAUAUAACCUUGCUCUGUGAUAGAUUAGCCAAAGGUGGACGACUCUGCUUAAGUACGGAUGCGGCAGCCCCACAGACCAUGGUCAUGCCAGUAGGUGGCUGUACUACCAUCCCAGAAUCAGACUUAGAAGAAAGAUCAAUAGAGCAAGACUCCACUGAACUGUUUACCAACCACAAGCACCUCAUUGUAGAGACACCCUUGCCUGAAGUUUCACCCCUCCAAGGAGUCUCGGAAUAGUUCAAGUAGAGUUGUCUGGUUGAGGGGAAGAUGGCUUUCCCAAGGCUGAUCCUGUGUGGACCUCAGGCCAAGCACAAAUGUAGGGCUGGCCCGGUGCUUCAUCCAUCUCACCUGCUUGGAGAUGAUAUGUAGACUGGGGAUUGGGAUUUUUUUCUUAUUGUGCUAGGAGGAUUUGUAAUACCCAGGGCAAGUCAGUUGAAACCUAGGUGGGAAAAAUAUUGCUGCUUUUUGGUCAUCUGUAUGCUUGCAGCCAUCGGAUAUAGUGAGAGGACAUCUUUUGGGGACAGACUUUAUAAUGCAGAGGCCUAGAUCCAAAGUAAUUUGAUACCCCAUUCUUUUCACAGAAUUCUUAUAUAGUAACUGUAUCAAAUUUAAUAAAGCAUCUCAUUGUCCAACAA
Molecule: messenger RNA, 3733 nt
Organism: Neofelis nebulosa (Clouded leopard)
Lineage: Eukaryota; Metazoa; Chordata; Mammalia; Carnivora; Felidae
Gene: BBS9
Product: Bardet-Biedl syndrome 9
Exons: 23
Coding region: 669-3335 (888 amino acids)
Biological process (GO): cilium assembly
Cellular component (GO): BBSome; membrane
Source: RefSeq, a predicted model, not a curated record